CCCGUGCACCACGCCUCGGGCCCCUCCCCUGUCAUUUCCUGGCUCCUUUCCGACGGGUUUGGGGGCCGGCCGUAGCUGAGGCCGCAGCCGCAGCCGUAGCCGAAGCCGAACUCGGAGCGGCGGCGGCGGCGGCGGCGGCAGCGGCGGCGGCGGCGACAGCGACAGAGAGAGCGCUAGCGCCUCUGGACAUGGCGUCCCCGUCCAGGAGGCUGCAGACCAAGCCGGUCAUUACGUGCCUGAAGAGCGUGCUGCUCACCUACACCUUCAUCUUUUGGUUCACCGGUGUGAUCCUCCUCACUGUCGGUAUAUGGGGCAAGAUUAGCCUGGAGGUGUAUUUCUCUCUCUUAAAUGAGAAGGCCACCAAUAUCCCUUUUGUGCUUAUCACCACCGGAGCUGUCAUUAUCGUCUUGGGCACCUUCGGCUGUUUUGCCACCUGCAGGGCUUCAGCUUGGAUGCUCAAAUCGUAUGCUAUGUUUCUGGCCCUUAUUUUCUUGGUGGAGUUGGUGGCUGCUGUUGUCGGAUUCGUUUUUAGACAUGAGAUUAAGAACAGCUUUAAGAUGAAUUAUGAGAUUUCCUUGAAUCAGUACAAUGAUACAGCCAAUCAGAGAAGCGAGGCAGUGGAUACUAUCCAGAAAACUCUGCACUGCUGUGGUGUCCAGAGUGCUGUGGACUGGGAAAACACCGCGUACUAUGAGGAGAAAGGUUUUCCUCGGAGCUGCUGCAGGUUUCACAGCUGUACUUGGGCUGAUAGGAAGGAUUUGAAGAAGCAGAAUCAGGAGGGCUGUUUUCUAAAAGUAAUAACUGUCAUGCAAUCGGAAAUGGGUGUGGUGGCAGGCAUUUCUUUUGGAGUUGCUUGUUUCCAGUUGAUUGGCAUAUUUCUGGCCUUCUGUCUCUCGCGUUCCAUCACCAAUAACCAAUAUGAGAUUGUGUAAACUGGUGGUUGACAGCUCCGUGCCUCUCCGAUUAAGCUUUAGGACACUAUUUCUCAGCUCCCUUCCUUGGAAAAGGCUUCACGACCUUCAAUAUGCAAAAGCUGAAAAGUUGUAUGAACAGACUGAUCCAAUGAAGACCUGGCGCUUCUGAGUUUUCCACCACUUGCCUCCCCCAACUCCGUUUCUUGAGGCUGGGGGACCAUUAAAAGUCGUGUUAAGCUAACAUAGUGUAUAAUGUGGGUAGUGGCUGUGUGCCUUUUGGCCUGUGGCUUGUCUUGCUUUCUCUGUGUCUCUUUCCCAUAGGCCGGCCUCCUGUUGUCCCUUGGUGCGACCGACCUUGAGGUCGUCAGAAUACAUAACCCUCCUUCUCUUUGGUGCCAUACGAUCUUCUGUGGCUUGGGAGGGUGAACCCUGUGCCCAGCAGAGCUUAUCUCGUCUGACUGCGUUUCCCAGCAGGCUGUUGUUGGGCAUGGAGCCCCUGGGGCACGGCCUGGUGCUGGCUGCAGGUGGACACCUCCGUCGUCUUAGCUGCCAAGUGGUGCUUUUGGAUCUCUGACCCAGCCUCCUCACAGUAAAGACACUCAUGUUCUGUGCUUGACCAGGGCUCCCUGGGCUGCCCGUUCUCUUUCCCUUCUCUCCUAAAGCAAGGUGUUGUAUCCGUUUUGUAGGUUUCUUCUCCCUUUUCUUUCUUAGAAAGGCCUGACUUCAUUGUGUAUUAUGCUGUAGUGAUUUGUUUUCCCCUGAGGGACUUGUAGAAUAGUGGUUGUUCCCAGUAGCCUUAGCUGCUAGUAUUUCCCAACCAGGUUGGCAUGACUUAAUUGUCAGUAUUAUGUGCUCUUUUGCCUUGUAUUCUUGUGUGAUGAUUUCUGUUUCAGGCCAAUAAAUAGAACUUUCCUGUCUGAAUAUUCAAUAAAUAGUUGACUCUUGUCCUCAAAGAUA
Dromiciops gliroides (monito del monte) is the source of this 1871-nucleotide messenger RNA. RefSeq names its product tetraspanin 6 (gene TSPAN6). Lineage: Eukaryota; Metazoa; Chordata; Mammalia; Microbiotheria; Microbiotheriidae. The record is from RefSeq and is a predicted model, not a curated record. Bases 189 to 932 code for a protein of 247 amino acids. The transcript is spliced from 8 exons. Gene Ontology annotation, cellular component: membrane.